Mesocricetus auratus (golden hamster) is the source of this 3852-nucleotide messenger RNA. It is a transcript of the gene Ermap, whose product is annotated as erythroblast membrane associated protein (Scianna blood group). The transcript has 11 exons. The record is from RefSeq and is a predicted model, not a curated record. Gene Ontology annotation, biological process: regulation of cytokine production; T cell receptor signaling pathway. The coding region runs from base 6 to 1709 and encodes 567 amino acids. Gene Ontology annotation, molecular function: signaling receptor binding. NCBI's taxonomy places the organism in Eukaryota, Metazoa, Chordata, Mammalia, Rodentia, Cricetidae. Gene Ontology annotation, cellular component: external side of plasma membrane.
UUUGUAUGGAGAGACCACCAAGUACCUCUGGCUCCUGGUUUCUCGGCUGCCUCCUCACUCUAGCCUUCCUCCAGCUGCCUGCUCCGGUGUCAGGGGAUGCUCACAAGUUCUACCUGGCCCCACUGGGGGGCACAGCGGAGCUGCCCUGCCCUCUCUUGCUCUGGCCAGGCAUGGUGCUCAGCGAGGUUAGGUGGCAACGACCCGCACACCUGCCUCAUACCCAGGCUGUCCACGUGUUCCGGGACGGGCAGGACAGAGAUGACGAUCUGAUGCCGGAAUACAAGGGCAGGACGAAGCUGGUGAGAGAUACUCUCAAGGGAAGUUACUCUCUGAGCAUCAGCAAUGUGAGGCUCGAGGACCGAGGGCUGUACCAAUGCCAGUUCCGGGUUGGAAACCAGAGUCAAGAAGGCAACGUGACCCUGCAAGUGGCAGUUUUAGGUUCUGAUCCCUUCAUCCACGUGAAGAGUUAUGAUGCUGGGUGGAUCCAGCUGGUGUGCCAGUCAGUGGGAUGGUUCCCAAAGCCAUGGACCGAGUGGAGAGACACUGAGGGCAGGGUGCUUCAGUCCCUAUCGGAGGCCCACUUCCUGGAUGAAACUGGACUAUUCCGAACAGCAGUGUCCAGCAGAAUCAGGGACAACUCUGUGGGAAACGUGUCCUGCACUGUCCGUAAUGAGGUCCUUGGUCAAGAGGAGACCACGAUCAUGGUUAUUGGAGCCCCAGCUCCUGGAAGUCUGUCCUCUCCAGCCGUGGCCCUCUCCGCGGUCUUGCCUAUCUUGGGGCUCCUCAUCCUCCUUGGCAUUUGGCUCAUCUGUAAACAAAAAAGAUCAAAAGAGAAGCUUCUCUACGAACAGGUGAUGGAGGUAGAAAAUCUUCUGGAAGACCAUGCCAAAGAAAAAGGAAGACUCCACAAAGCCCUCAAGAAACUCCGGAGUGAACUGAAGUUGAAAAGAGCAGCAGCCAAUGCAGGUUGGAGAAGAGCCCGACUGCAUUUUGUGGUGGUGACCUUGGACCCUGACACAGCACAUCCCAAACUCAUCCUAUCUGAGGAUCGGAGAUGUGUGAGGCUGGGCGACAAGAAGCGGCCUGUUCCUGACAACCCUCAGAGGUUUGAUUUUGUUGUCAGUGUCCUCGGCUCUGAGUGCUUCACGACUGGCUGUCACUACUGGGAAGUGUACGUGGGUGAGAAGACCAAAUGGAUCCUUGGAGUGUGUAGCGACUCUGUGAGCAGGAAAGGGAAGGUCACAGCCUCACCUGCCAACGGCCACUGGCUUGUGCGACAGAGCCGCAGGAACGAGUAUGAAGCUCUCACGUCCCCGCAGACGUCCUUCCGUCUGAAGGAGUCCCCAAAGUGCGUGGGGGUUUUCUUGGACUAUGAAGCAGGAGUCAUCUCCUUCUACAAUGUCACUGACAAGUCCCACAUCUUCACCUUCACCCACAGUUUCUCUAGCCCCCUUCGCCCUUUCUUUGAACCUUGUCUUCAUGACGAGGGGAGAAACACAGCACCUCUAAUCAUUUGUACUGAACUACAGAAAUCAGAUGAAUCGAUUUUCACCAAACAAGAAGGAAAAAGCAAAGCUAACGGAGACGUGUCCCUGACGGUGAAUCCAUCCUUACUGUCUCCUCAGGGUCCUGAGCUUUUCCCAGUCAACGAUACCUGGCCCUCUAACCUUGGCCCCGCCCUGCAGGGGUUCAAGGCGCCUUCCUUGUAGGACUGUGUCCUGUGAUCCACUCACGUGGGCACCCUGGCCUCUGUCUCCUGGCCAGCACCUGUUUCUUCAGUACUUCAUGUCUUUGACUCAAACCCAGACCCUUCUGUGGUUUCCGUUUGCACCACCUUUCUUCCAGGGCUCAAUUCUGAACGUUGCCUUUUGAUUUUCUAGAGACUAGACAUUUCCAUUGCCCUGGUGGAUGCCUUCUUGAAAUGAACAGAGCUGAAUCAGUAGAGGGUUAGUAGGACACACUGGUUGUAUUGCAGCAGCGUUCAGUGCAGGCUCAGGGGACACGGCUAUGGACCUGAGGAAACCCUGACAGGAACUUCUCAGUGUCAACCUUCUAAGUGGGUUUUCAGUUGUGAAGCUACAGCCCCAGACCCCAACUUCUUCUUCCAUCAAAGACUGUUCUUCUGUUUUCCGCCCAGUUCAGGCCACUAACUCCUAAAGCCAGCUCUUCACAAGCAGAUGUCUUGUAAAUCACGCAUCCUCCCUUCUUUGUGCAGGACUGAAACAGAGAUGUCAACACCCCAUAGUUUUCUGUUUCCUUCAUGCUUGUUUAUAGCAUUGGCUGGAGAUAUCCACAGUGUAUGUUUUCAACAGCUAGUUUGAAAUGGAGACAUCCAGACUGUACAUGUUUUCAAAAAUCAAUUAACCUACAUGAUGACCAGGAGCCAUAAUGUCCCCCCAAACCUCAACAUAGGCAUGGGGCUGAUAGGCACAACUGUAAACACAGCAGUCUAGCUGUAUGGCCUUGGGCAGAUGUCACUCCGUAGUCUAUGGCUCUGGCCCUUCUGAAUACCUCAUGAAGUUCAGAGAGGCCCAGUGAGAAAAAAAUGACAGUUUGAGCCAUUCACCUCAACACACCCACAAGACCAUUACUCUUCAAGAUUUGACAAUAGCCUCUGGGUCGGAGAUUACGGAUUUCAAGAAAGCUGGCCUUAUGAAAACAAGACAUUGGUGGGUAUGGUGGUGCACAUCUUUCAUCCCAGCAGGCAGACCUCUGUAAGUUUGAGAUGAGCCUGGUCUGCAUAAUGAGUUCCAGGAAAGCUAGAGGUGUAUGGAGAGACCCUAUCUUAAUUCCCUCCACCCACUAAAAAAAAUCCAAAACCAAAUAAGACAUCUUAUUUGGAAGAUUAUAAGGUGAGACAAUAAAGUAAUGAAUUCAGGGCUGGAAAAAUGACUGCUCACUUAAGAGCAUGGUAUUGCUCUUGAAGAGGACCUGAGUUUGGUUUCUGGCACCCAGAUUGGGCAGUUGACAACCACCUGGAACUCCAGCUCUAGAGGACGAAGUUUCCUCUUUUAGCCUUCAAGGGCACCUUCGACACACUGCACAUAAGUAUACAUCAACACACACACACACACACACACACACACACACACACACACACUUUAAAAUGUGGAUUAGAAACAAAAGGCAAGGCACUUUCAAGUAACACCAGGUAUGUGAUUCAGCCUAUUUGUGGAUCUUUCCAUUAGUUUGCAGGUGGAAAGGCAGCCGGACUCCUCUGAAACUAGAUCUGUUCCAAGUUCUUUCCAAUAGUGCCAGUAUUAGCCAGGGUUCUCUAGAGAAACAGAACCAACAGUGUGUGUGUGUGUGUGUGUGUGUGUGUGUGUGUGUGUGUGUGUAGUGAGGGGUGGGGGCAGAAAAUGAAUAAGUAUGAGACUGAAGUCGGCAGGUUGGAGACUUAGAAAGCCAAUGUUUUAAUUUCAGUACAAGGCAGGGAAAGAACUGAUGUCCUGCCCAAAGCCACAGAACUGUUCUGAGAACUUCCACUGGUUGGGUGGCUACAACUGGAUUUCAGGAGGGUAACUGCUUUACUCAGUCUACUGAUUAAGUGUCAAUGUUGUCCAAACUACCCUCACAGGGACAGCAAAUAUAAUGUCUGAUGAAGUACCUGGGAACUUUGUGACCUGGUCAAUGUGAUACAUAAAAUUUGCCAAUAUAGGACCCAGAGGGAAUAUUUUGUUUGUCUUUGUACAGUUAUUAAAUACAACUUUUAGUAUUUAUUGUUUGGCAUAUUGUCUUCAUUGUGAAGGAAGUUGUGGAGAAAACACAUGAUGGAGUUGGUUUCUGAAGAGCUCAGCUUCUGUUCAAGCAAACUUUAGACACAGUUCAUAAUAAACCCAGUUUUACUCCCGA